Molecule: messenger RNA, 3411 nt
Organism: Rotaria sordida
Lineage: Eukaryota; Metazoa; Rotifera; Eurotatoria; Philodinida; Philodinidae
Source: the annotation of a GenBank genome assembly
AUGGUUAGCAUUGCACAUUGGCUUGAUACAUUUACAUGUAGUAAAUAUGCCGAUCGUUUUGAACGAUCUGGUUUACAAAAUCUUCAGUCGGUAUAUCAUUUAACUACUGCUCAAUUACAAACAUUAGGCAUUGCAAACAAUGAUAUAUGUACAAUCAUGGAAAAUGUGUUACUUUUGCAACAAAGUGUCAAAAGCUUAAAUAAUCCACCACGAUAUCUUGAUCUUAAUUCAGAACCACCACCAACAACAGUCCGUUCUCGUACAGCUAGUCCUGCAAUAAAUACAUUUAAUCGAACAAUGAGUCAAAAUCCAACUGCUUAUUCUCCUGGACCUAAUGUUAGUACACCACCAGCAAGUAGUGGUCCAUCACCAGAUCGUGGUCUUCCUGGUCCAUCACCAUUUGAUACACCAUCAGUAUAUCAUCGUUCAAAUUCUUUUCCAAAUCCAGUUAAUCCAAAUACAUUUUUUGAUAUAAGUCCAUCAUCAUCAACAUCAUCACCACAUCGUUCAACAUCAAUUGAUACAUUACCUCCACAAAUGGAAGGUGCACCAUUCAAUGAUUAUCUUCCUCAACCAUCACCUCAUCAAUUUCAACCACCAGGAAUGAUCUAUCGUCCUAGUAAUAAUCCAGCUGGAAGUUAUUAUAAUCCACCUCCACCACGUUUUUAUCCUCCUGAUCAACAACAACAACAACAAUUUAUGUAUCCAAAUCAACGAAUGAUGAUGCAUCCACAACAACUUCUACCAUGGGGUGGACAUCGACCACCAUUACCACCACCACCAUCACAUCCAAUGCAUUAUCAUCCAUAUGAACAUCAUCAGUUUCGUAUAGCACAAUCACAACAAUUUUGUCAUCCGAAUCAUCCAAUAAUGUCAGAUCAAAAUGCAAUGUUUAUUAAUCAACAACAACAACAAAAUAUGAAUUCAUCAACAUCUAAUAAAUUAUCUACAACAGUUGAACCACAUCCACAUCCAUUACAAUCACUUGAAAGACUUGUACUUUUACCUGAGUCUCAAGUUAUCGAUCCAAAAAGUGUUGUCAAUGAAAUUCAUGAUCCUCAAUCACCAUUUAGUGAAUCAUUAUCACCCUAUGGCACAUUAUCACCAAAAAAUUCUGUUUCAACACCACCGACAGCAACAAUUGUUAGUAAUUUACUUACAAAUGAAAAAUCUAUUAUUGAACAACAUAAUAAAUCUACAACUGGUUUAAAACGUAGUUCAACACAUGAUGAACGAAAUGAUUUAAAUAAAAAAAAUCGACUUAAUACAACUAAUGAUUUAACAACAGGUGAUUCAAUUAUAAAUAAUCAUCCUGUUGUAACUAGUUUAUUAACAAGGGGUUUAAAUAAUUCAACAUCACAAGCACCAUUGCCAUCUAUUAAAUCAUUACAACAAAAACAUAAUCCAUCUUUUAUUCAACAACAACAGCAACAACAACAACGACAACAAAUGAUGUUUCAACAAAAUCAACCUGAUCCACAACAAUUUGUUGAUGGAUUAAUUAAUGAAAUAGUUGAUGAUAAAAUAGAAAUUUUUGAGCAAGAUUAUGAACAAUUAAUAACUAACCUGCGAUUGACAAUGGAUACAACUUCUAAACAGAAUAAAUUAUUAAAUUCAAAUACAAUACAAAUUCCAUUACAAUUAGAUGGUGUAUCUGAUCCAACAGAAGUUACUUCAAAAUCUCCUACUCGAACAUUAAGAAAUCGUGAUUUAUCAACAUCAUCUGAACGAGGAACUUCAAAUAGUGAAAAUCGAAGUUCAUCUAUAAGAAAUAAUUUAGAUAAAUCAAAUAGUGAUCCAACAGGUUCAUCUCAAAAUGGUACUGGAAAAAAACGUCAUGAUUCUCUAAAUAAUAAUAACCAUAAUACAUCAUAUAAACGACGUUUAUCUGAAAAUAAUAUUGAAAUAAAUUCUUCAAUCAAUGGUCAUCAUUCAAAUUCUAUAUCAUCAAAUAUUCAAAAACCAAAAGUUAUUCAAUCACCUACUCAAUCAAAUGUUGAUCAUGAAACAAGUUCAUUAUCAGAAUCUAUAUCUUCAAAAUUAACUACAAAUAAUUCAUCAAAUAAACCUAUUCGUGAAGCCAAAAAACGUUCUUUAAUUUAUACAGGUAAUACACGAGAAUUUCUCGAAACAGCUAUAGCAGCUGGUAUAAUUGAUGAUAAUGGUGAUGAAGAAGAUGAAGAUCAUGAAUAUAUACCACCAGGUGGUACAGUUACUUUACCUCUUCAACGUUCGUCAUCAUCAUCGUCAUCCGAAAAUGAAGAUGAAUCAAUUAAAAAUAGUGAUGAUAGUGGUAGUAGUAGUAAUAAUGAGGAUAAGGAUGAGGAUGAGGAUGAUGAUGAUGAAAAAAAUAGUGGUGAUGAAAUGGUUGUAAAUGAAGAACCAAGUGAAAGUGGAAUUAAUUGGAAUGUACGAAAUCGUCCUCAACGACAAACACAUUUUAUUCGUUUUGAUAAUAUAUCACAACAAGAUGAACAACAAUUUUUUGGAGCAUUACAAGAACAAGUUCCUGGAUUAGCUGCUUAUUUAGAUGAAAAUUCUGAUGAUGAAUAUGAAAUUACAACACAAGAUACAUCUAAUAAUCAAACAAAAUCUCGAAAAUCAUCAACAAAAAAAUCUCAACGAAAUUCAACUAAACAAAAUUCUGAACAAGAUCAACAAACAGUUGAAAUAAUGAAAAAAUUUCGUCAUGUUAAUGUACCAUCAGAAAAAUCGACAAAGAAAAAAUCUCAUUCAAAUGAAUCAACAACAAUAUCAAUUAAAAAUCGUUCAGAUGAAUUAUAUGUUAUUAAUAAUAACUCAACACGAACUAUUAUGUCAGGUGCACAUCUUGAUACGACAAGUAAUACAAAAAAGAAUUCAACUAUUCAAGCAUUUCAUUUUCAUCGACGACAAAUUAAAAUGAAUACAGUUGAAGAUACAAAAGCACAAUGGCGAUGUAUUUUAUGUUGGAAAGAACCAUAUGAAGAAUAUCUUGGUCCUUUAUUUGGUCCAUUUCAAUUAAAUGAACAAUGUCGAUUAUAUCUUAAUAAUAAUAAACAAUUAGCAAAACAUUAUAGAAAAUUAAUUGAAGUUUGGUUACAUCGUGAUUGUGCAUUAUGGAAUAAUCAUAUACAAAUGAAUCCAACAACAGGAGAACUUAUGCAUAUUUCUGAUGCAUGUUCAACUUAUCUUGAUAUUACAUGUUCUACAUGUCAAAUACCUGGUGCAGCUCUUGCAUGUCGUUAUCGAAAUUGUAAAAUUCGUUAUCAUUAUUCUUGUGCAAAAACAACUCUUAAUUGUCGAUUAAUUGAAGAAAGUUAUUCAGUUUAUUGUCCAAAACAUAAUCAAAUAAAUAAUAAUAAAUCGAAAAAAAAUCGUCGUAAAACAACGACAAGUGCAAAUGAUUCACAAGAAUCAUUAAUAACUUAG